Molecule: messenger RNA, 336 nt
Organism: Mustela lutreola (European mink)
Lineage: Eukaryota; Metazoa; Chordata; Mammalia; Carnivora; Mustelidae
Product: large ribosomal subunit protein P1-like
Biological process (GO): cytoplasmic translation
Cellular component (GO): cytosolic large ribosomal subunit
Molecular function (GO): protein kinase activator activity; structural constituent of ribosome; ribonucleoprotein complex binding
Source: RefSeq, a predicted model, not a curated record
AUGGCCGCCAUCUUGGAGCUGGCCUGCAUCUACGUCCCACACAACCAUGAAGGCACGGCAGAGGAUAAGAUCAAUGCCCUCAGACCAGGGGGUCUAAAUGUUUUUGCAAAGACCCUAGCCAAUGUCAACAUUGGAGCCUCAUCUCUAGGAGCUAGGGGAGCUGCCCCAGCAGCCAGUGUGGCACCUGCAGAAGGUCCCACUCCCUCCACUGGGGCUGCCCCAGCUGAGGAGAAGGAAGUAGAAGCAAAGAAAGAAGAAUCAGAGGACUCUGAUGUUGACAUGGACUUUGGUCUUUCUGCCCAUCCCUCUUCUGUAACCUGGUCAAUAAAAAGCUGA